AUGCCAGCCGGUGUGUCGUGGGGUCAAUACCUUAAAUUUAUGUCGUGUGCUUUACUAUCAAUGAUGGCCGGAUCACAAUUAGUCCAUAUGUACUACAAACCUCUUCAAGACUUAGAUUCAUAUAUUGAACAGGAAAUGAAGCAGGCCAAAAAAACGUAACGGCAAUUAACACAUUCGUGGGUCUAAUGCAUUACAAUUUUCAGUUUUAGAUGUAAUAAAAUAGACUAAGAAUGAAAAAAACAUGCAGUUAUACCAAAAA
Messenger RNA from Lucilia cuprina (Australian sheep blowfly), 259 nucleotides. It is a transcript of the gene sloth2, whose product is annotated as protein brawnin. The record is from RefSeq and is a predicted model, not a curated record. The transcript has a single exon. The coding region runs from base 1 to 159 and encodes 52 amino acids. Gene Ontology annotation, biological process: mitochondrial respiratory chain complex III assembly. NCBI's taxonomy places the organism in Eukaryota, Metazoa, Arthropoda, Insecta, Diptera, Calliphoridae.